This is a messenger RNA of Patella vulgata (common limpet), 5228 nucleotides long. Its product is annotated as protein diaphanous homolog 2. The record is from RefSeq and is a predicted model, not a curated record. Gene Ontology annotation, biological process: actin filament polymerization; actin cytoskeleton organization. The transcript is spliced from 25 exons. Gene Ontology annotation, cellular component: cytoplasm; actin filament. Bases 367 to 3852 code for a protein of 1161 amino acids. NCBI's taxonomy places the organism in Eukaryota, Metazoa, Mollusca, Gastropoda, Patellidae. Gene Ontology annotation, molecular function: actin binding; microtubule binding; small GTPase binding.
AUGCUACAUUAAAGUUUAGUAUGUAGAGUAUAUGUCAAGUAUAAGCUGCAUGUGGGAGGUCACCUCUCAUUAUUCACUUGUGAAAAUAACAAUAUUCUGUUGCUGUGGAGGAGCCUAUCAAAAUCCAAAGGACUGUUUACAAUUGUGGUAGAGGAAGAAAUAAUUCAACCUCAUUCAUUAUAUAGUCUGUUAUAUUCUUUGUUCAGUAUAGCUGACUAUUUAUGGCUGUAAAUACGCAUGUGUAACUGAUCAUUCUAUAAAUAUAUUGAAGCCAGUGACACGGAAGGCAUUGGAUUAUUAAACCCAUGUUUGGAUUACUGAUAUUAUUGUAGCAGAUUUAUGAAUCUAGAACACUCAUAAAACAAUAUGUUUAGUAGAAAAAAGAAAGUUCCACAUGUGCCACAGGCGGCACAGAAUGAGGAUCUUGGCUUACAAUCAGAUCCGCUCUCACAGAUGUCGGAUAAAGAUGUUGAUGAAAAUUUUGAAAAACUUCUUGAUGACAUGAAUUUAACAGAAGCGAAAAAGGCUCCAUUAAGACAGAGAGAUGUAACAUUAAAACGUUCUAUGCUUUCUAUGCAUAAUAAAGGAUCUGCUAAGCCUGCCAAGAAAGAUACACCACAAGAAUUUAUACAAGAAUUACAAAAUGCUGAUUUAAAAGGAGAUAAAAGAUUGCGAGUUUUAGAAUCAUUGCGAGUUUCUUUAACCAGUAAUCCUGUCAGUUGGGUACAGGAGUUUGGAGAAAAGGGUUUUAAUGGUAUAUUGAAAAAUUUAACAUUUUGCUGUGAUUCGAAAACAGAGAGAAGAGGUGCUUAUGAAUGUGUGAGAUGUUUAAAAGCCUUUACAAACAAUAAGUUUGGUUUAUUAAAAAUAUUAGACCAUGAAGAAGCCUUAAUAAUAUUAGCUCGUACCAUAGAUCCAUCUGAUCCUGCUACCAUGUUAGAAGCUGUCAGAAUAUUGGCUGCUAUAUGUUUAGUCCCUCCAAAUGGUCAGGAAAAAGUUUUAGAAGGAAUAACAGAUUUUGGUGAAAUUAAAAGUCAAGAUAGAUUUGUUCCUGUAAUUAUAGGAUUAUCAACAUUUGAGAAUUUAGCCAUGCAGGUAGCCUGUAUGCAGUUAGUAAAUGCCAUUGUUAGUACACCAGAAGAUUUAGAUUUUAGAUUACAUUUGAGAAAUGAAUUUAUGAGAACUGGUUUAAAUCAAAUUUUAAAACAACUAGAGGAAUCAGAAGAAAGUGAGUUAAUCACACAGGUUAAUGUUUUUAAAGAACAUAAACAUGCUGAUUUUGAUGAAUUUUCACAACGAUAUGAUAACAUACGCUUAGAGAUGGAGGACCCACUGGCCUGUUUUCAGUUAAUUUCUAAGACAGUAGAUAAUACAGCAGCUGAACCAUAUUUACUGUCCAUAGUACAACAUUUAUUAUGUAUAAGAGAUGAUACACACUCCAGACCUCAAUAUUACAAAUUAAUAGAAGAAUGUGUUACUCAGAUAGUUUUACAUAGAAAUGGUGUAGAUCCAGAUUUUAAGUCAACACAGAGAUUUGAAAUAGAUGUAGAACCUUUACUUGCUGAUUUAACAGAAAAGGAAGCAGAAUCAGAAGAAAACAGUGACCUGAGUAAAAAAUUAGAAAGUGCUCUCACAUCUAAACAAGAGGCAGAGGCUAAAACAACAGGUUUAGAAGAAAAAUUACAACAGUUAGAAAAAGAAUUUAGCCAACUGAAACAAGGGUUAAAGGAUGGACUUGUUGCUAACAUCAGUUCAACUAUAUCUCAAGGACAAUCUGGAGUUUCUACUGGACAGCCUCCUUUACCUGGAAAUGCGGUAGCACCAGGAGGAAAACUAGUACCUCCUCCACCAGCACCUCCACCAGCACCUCCUUUACCAGGAGCACCAAUUCCUCCACCACCACCAACUAUAAAAGGUGGACCUGUAUCCUUUGCCCCACCUCCACCCGGUGCAGGACCAAAAGCCCCUCCUCCUCCACCCUUACCAGGAGGUAUACCUCCACCACCUCCUCCACCUCCAGGUAUGGGAGGAGCACCACCCCCUCCUCCACCUCCUCCACCUCCCGGUAUGGGAGGAGCCCCACCCCCUCCUCCACCUCCACCUCCAGGUAUGGGAGGAGCCCCACCUCCUCCUCCACCUCCAGGUAUGGGAGGAGCCCCACCUCCUCCUCCACCUCCAGGUAUGGGAGGAGCCCCACCCCCACCACCUUUACCAGGAGGAGGACCACCACCACCUCCUCCACCUCCAGGAAUGGGAGGCCCACCACCUCCACCACCAAUGUUAGGAGGUCCUCCUCCACCAGCUCCAGCAUUAGGUAUUCAAACUGUAAGAAAGAAAUAUACACAGACAGUACAAACAAAACGAUUAAACUGGAAUAAGAUUAAUGUUAGAAAUCUAGAUGAAGACGCAAUAUGGACAAAUAUUAAAGAAGAAGAAUAUGAAAGUGAAGAUUUGCUUCUGAAAUUAGAAUCUAAAUUUGCUGUCAAAGCACCUCCUACAAAAGAGACUGAAAAUGUUGCAUCCAAGAAACCAGCUAAAAAAGUGAAAGAAUUAAAAGUAUUAGAUGGUAAAAUGGCACAGAAUUUGUCCAUCUUUCUUGGUUCUGUCAAGGUACCAUAUCCUGAAAUAAAGAGACGUAUUUUAGCUAUGGAUGAAGAAAACUUAUCAGCUCAAGUUAUUGAUCAGCUUAUUAAAUUCAUGCCAUCCCCAGAAGAAAUGAACAAAAUAGCAGCAUUAACAGAUGAUUACAAUGAUUUGGCUGAAGCGGAACAAUUCUGUGUUACAAUGAGUAGUAUUAAAAGACUUACACCACGUUUGAAUUCUAUGCUCUUUAAAAUGGGAUUUCCAGAAGCUGUUUCAGAAAUUAAGCCAGGUUUAGUAGCAGCAGCUGAAGCAUGUGAGGAAGUCCUAAACAGUAAAAAGUUUACUAAAUUGAUGGAGCUAAUUUUGUUUGUGGGCAAUUAUCUAAAUGCAGGUUCAAGAAAUGCACAAACUGUUGGUUUUGAUAUCAGCUUUUUAACUAAGUUGAAUAAUACAAAAUCUCAGGAUGGAAAAACCACUUUAUUAAACUUUUUAGCAGAGAUAGUUGAGGAUAAAUAUCCCGAUAUAGCUGGGUUUAUUGAUGAUUUAUCAUAUGCAGAUAAAGCGGCACGAGUGUCUGAUGAACAACUAACAAAAAAUUUAAAUGACAUGAACAAACAAUUGAACAAUUUAGAACUUGAUCUUAAAAAUAUGAACAAUCAACAAUUAGUAGAAGGGGAUGAAUUUGCUAAUGUUAUGAAUCAAUUUGUAACAUCAGCUAGAGAUCAGUAUGAAGUAUUAAACAAUAUGUACAAAAAAGUUGAUACUUUAUUUACUAAACUUUCUAAAUAUCUUACUUUUGACAACAAAAAAUACUCUUUAGAAGAAUUCUUCACAGAUUUAAAAACAUUUAAAGCUAACUUUCAGGCAGCUCAUGCAGAAAAUAUCAAAAUACGAGAAACCAAUGAAAAGAUUAGAAGAGCUCAAGAAUCACGAGAAAAAGCUGAACAAGAAAAGAAAGAUAAAAAAGCUAGGCAGAAUGCUAUAUUAGAUAUGACAACGGAUGAUGACCAAGAGGGUGUGAUGGAUAAUCUACUUGAAGCAUUAAAAACAGGUUCUGCAUUUACUGCAAACCGAGAAAAACGAAAAAACCCUAGAGCUACAGGAGCUGAACGGAGAGCUCAACUUAAUCGGUCCAAAUCUAAAGAUCUUGUCUCAACAUCUCAGGAAAUGAGCCUUGGUGAUGUUAUCAAUGCAAGUUUAGAUUCACCCCCAUCUAAAACUCCGGUCACCACACGUGUACGCCGUGCACCUCCCAAGCGUGAAACUUGAAACAGAAAAACCUAUUGAUAGUUUCAGAAUUGUUUAAACUGAAAAUAGUCCAUGCAGCAUGGAUGAAACUUUUGUUUAUUUAUCCGGAGGGAUAAAGUUUGAAUUCUCACCAGCAGCAUCACCACCCUCAUCAUCAUCAUCAUCAUCAUCAUAAUUGUUCCUAGUAUGAAAUAUUUUCAUUUCUAUUGUUUGUCUUUAAGUGAACUCAUCAAACUUUAUUAAAUUAUUUGAAAUGUGAAUGUGAAGGGAACAACCACAUUGGGAAUAAUUUACACGAAUUAUUAAAUAAUAUUUAUGUGUGUCAAGUCAAAACAAGGUGAAUUUGUGUAUAAAUUUAGUUAAACUUUGUUGAAUGUAUGCCUUAUCAAAUUAUAUAUGUGUACAGUAUGUAUCACCUUUGACCAAUUUGAUUAACAUUUGUAUUUAGACAGUAAGAAUCUCAUCUUGGUGUAUAUGUAUUCUGGACUGACUGGCAAUAAUUGAAUUGACAAUCUGACAAAUUUACCCAUCGACCAAUAUUCCAAUCUAACUAAAAUUUGAAUUAAAAUUCAUUCCGGUUUAAAUUUUGAGACACAAUGGACAUUUUAAAAUCUGUACACGAGUCAUGUACCCAAUCGUUUCGGUCCCAAAAGGAAUGAACAAAAAAAUACAUAUCCUAAAUUGCAAUAGGGCAGUCAGUAAUUCACAAAUGAUAAAAUAAUAAUAAAAAAAAUGUGAAGAAUGGGCUAAUUAGGUGUAUACGAUUGCCAUUCAAUUUUACGGAACACAAUUGAUUAGAAAUUACAGUCUUUUUUUUUUAAAAAAUGAAUAUAAAUCCCUUUAUAUACACUCAUAUUACAUUAAUAUGUGUUUUUAGAGACCCAUUUAUGGUUCCAAAGAAUUGAGCCAUACACCCUUUAAUUGUACAUGUAGCUACUACAGUGAUUGUUUAAAAUCAUUUUUAAUGUAGAUGUGAAAGUAGACUGUUAAAUUAAAUGCUUGGAAAUAGGGUGUUUUUAUAAAUUAUAAACACUAAGUAGCUUUACUGUGUAAGAUACAUUCAAAAUCCAUUUUCAGAUUCAAAGAAUGCUAAAAACAAGUCAUGUUUUCUGAUGUCUGAACAAGCUGUCUAAAAUUGCACAUAUAUCAUAUUAUUUGAUUCAUCUAGCUUCUAUUUAUCUAUGUGGAUUAUUUAUUCACAGAAAUGUAUUUGCAGGUGCUGGUAACGGAUAUGUAUUGCUUCAGUAGUACUUUCAGAAUGUUUGUUAUAUAUUUUAUCUAGUGAUAUUUACAAAUGGUAAGCUGUUGUUUGUUAAUAAUAUCAUAUUUAAUAUAAUAUGUCUUUCACUGAAUAAUAUUAUUUUCGGUAAUUUUAUAAAUAAAAUUAUUUUUGUUAA